CAACCAUCAUCACCAUCACCCAUCAUCUACCAUCAUCACCCAUAAUCACCCAUAAUCACCAUCACCCAUCACCCAUCACCCAUCACCUAUCACCAUCACCCAUCACCCAUCACCUAUCAUCACCCAUCAUCACCCAUCACCUAUCAUCACCCAUCAUCACCCAUCAUCACCUGUCAUCACCCAUCAUCACCCAUCAUCACCCAUCAUCACCCAUCAUCACCAUCAACCAUCAUCACCAUCACCCAUCAUCUACCAUCAUCACCCAUCAUCACCCGUAAUCACCAUCACCCAUCACCCAUCACCUAUCACCAUCACCCAUCACCCAUCACCUAUCAUCACCCAUCAUCACCCAUCACCUAUCAUCACCCAUCAUCACCCAUCAUCACCUGGCAUCACCCAUCAUCACCCAUCAUCACCAUCACUUAGUACCCAUCACCCAUCACCUAACAGCACCCAUCAUCACCCAUCAUCACCAUCACUCAGUACCCAUCACCAUCACCUAACAGCACCCAUCAUCACCCAUCAUCAUCCAUCACCCAUCACCCAUCGUCACCCAUCAUCACCAUCACUCAGUACCCAUCACCCAUCACCUAUCAUCACCCAUCAUCACCCAUCAUCACCCAUCAUCACCCAUCAUCAACCAUCAUCACCAUCACCCAUUACCCAUCACCCAUCACCUAACAGCACCCAUCAUCAUCCAUCAUCACCCAUCAUCACCCAUCAUCACCCAUCAUCACCCAUCAUCACCCAUCAUCACCCAUCACCCAUCAUCACCCAUCACGCAUCACUCAUCACCCGUCAUCGCCCAUCAUCACCCAUCAUCACCCAUCAUCGCCCAUCAUCACCAUCACCCAUUACCCAUCACCCAUCACCUAACAGCACCCAUCAUCAUCCAUCACCCAUCAUCACCCAUCACCCAUCAUCACCCAUCAUCACCCAUCAUCACCCAUCACCCAUCAUCACCCAUCACGCAUCACUCAUCACCCGUCAUCGCCCAUCAUCACCCAUCAUCACCCAUCAUCGCCCAUCAUCACCAUCACCCAUUACCCAUCACCCAUCACCUAACAGCACCCAUCAUCAUCCAUCACCCAUCAUCACCCAUCACCCAUCAUCACCCAUCAUCACCCAUCAUCACCCAUCAUCACCCAUCACCCAUCAUCACCCAUCACGCAUCACUCAUCACCCCACCCAUCAUCAUCCAUCACCCAUCAUCACCCAUCAUCACCCAUCAUCACCCAUCACCCAUCAUCACCCAUCACGCAUCACUCAUCACCCAUCAUCACCCAUCAUCACCCAUCGUCACACAUCACCCAUCACCCGUCAUCACCCAUCAUCACACAUCACCCAUCACCCGUCAUCACCCAUCACCCAUCAUCACGCAUCACCCAUCAACCAUCAUCACCCAUCACCCAUCAUCACCCAUCAUCACCCAUCACCCAUCACCCAUCACCACCCAUCAUCACCCAUCACCCAUCACUCAUCACCCAUCAUCGCCCAUCAUCACACAUCACCCAUCACCCGUCAUCACCCAUCACCCAUCAUCACGCAUCACCCAUCAACCAUCAUCACCCAUCACCCAUCAUCACCCAUCAAGCAUCAUCACCCAUCAUCACCAUCACCCAUUACCCAUCACCCAUCACCUAACAGCACCCAUCAUCAUCCAUCACCCAUCAUCACCCAUCAUCACCCAUCAUCACCCAUCAUCACCCAUCACCCAUCAUUACCCAUCACGCAUCACUCAUCACCCAUCAUCACCCAUCAUCACCCAUCGUCACACAUCACCCAUCACCCGUCAUCACCCAUCAUCACACAUCACCCAUCACCCGUCAUCACCCAUCACCCAUCAUCACGCAUCACCCAUCAACCAUCAUCACCCAUCACCCAUCAUCACCCAUCACCCAUCACCCAUCAUCACCCAUCACCCAUCAUCACCCAUCAUCACCCAUCACCCAUCACCCAUCACCACCCAUCAUCACCCAUCACCCAUCACUCAUCACCCAUCAUCGCCCAUCAUCACACAUCACCCAUCACCCGUCAUCACCCAUCACCCAUCAUCACGCAUCACCCAUCAACCAUCAUCACCCAUCACCCAUCAUCACCCAUCACCCAUCAUCACCCAUCAUCACCCAUCACCCAUCACCCAUCAUCACCCAUCAUCACCCAUCAUCACCCAUCACCCAUCACCCAUCAUCACCCAUCACCCAUCACCCAUCAUCAUCCAUCAUCACCCAUCACCCAUCACCCAUCAUCUCCCAUCAUCACACAUCACCCAACCCCCACCAUCACCCAUCACCCAUCACGCAUCACCCAUCACCCAUCACCCAUCAUCACCCAUCACCCGUCACCCAUCACCCAUCACCCAUCAUCACCCAUCAUCACCCAUCGUCACCAAUCACCUGUCAUCACCCAUCCUCACCCAUCAUCACCCAUCACCCAUCACCCAUCAUCACCCAUCACCCAUCACCCAUCAUCACCCAUCAUCACCCAUCACCCAUCACCCAUCAUCCAUCACCCAUCACCCAUCACCCAUCAUCACCCAUCAUCACCCAUCACCCAUCAUCAUCCAUCAUCACCCAUCACCCAUCAUCGCCCAUCAUCACACAUCACCCAACCCCCACCAUCACCCAUCACGCAUCACCCAUCACCCAUCACCCAUUAUCACCCAUCACCCAUCAUCACCCAUCAUCACCCAUCACCCAUCACCCAUCACCCAUCAUCACCCAUCACGCAUCACCCAUCACCCAUCACCCAUCAUCACCCAUGGUAAGGUGAGAGAGCGGUGGAGGAGAAGGGGAGUCUGGAACCUUUCACUCAUCCCAAGGUUAGUUGAGUGAGGCGCCAGCAACCAUCACUGUAAGAUGAGUGAGAGGGGAGGAGUUGGGUACUUGAAACCCCCCAGGGAAAGUUGAGUGAGAGGGGAGAUGUUGGGGGAAUGAAACCCCCAGGGGCAAGGGCUGUAGUAGCGUAGUGAUAGGUGUCUCUCUCCUUGCGGCACGGGCGCAGCUCUUCCUUUUCGUACCCAAUUCUCGAGAGGCCUCGCGACAGUUAGGGCUAUUUAUGCAUGUUGUGUCAUUGUCAUCCUCGACUGACUUUUUCUGUUAGUGACUGUCGUUACCAAGCUUCCACCCCGUGCAAUAUACGUCAGGCUGGCGUGACGACUAUCGAUUAGGGAUGAUAAUGAAACAGGAUUAAAGUCUCAAUAAUGCGUUUCUCCGAAGCAGAGCGCGGCCUUCGGCGGACCGAAGCAAAUACCUAAUGGAAGGACUCACCGGCAAACACGUCGACGAGAACGGCGGGGCUUUCAAGCGCGUCGAAACCGCCGGUAAAGACCCGGCAGUGGUUGCUCUUGAGCAUCCUCAAAGGUUGCUCGCGAAUGGCGCGGAAGCAGCACGAGGAUGGGGAGGUGGGGGGAAAGGGAAUGACGAUCCUCCGCCCGCGCUGCUCCGCCCCCGUGCGCCGUUUCCGCUUCCGCUCCCCCUUCCGCCCGGAUCUAAUCGCGACGCCGCGGAGACGUGGCUCCGCCACGCCGUGACGUCAUGCUUGCGGCAGCUGUGCCGCGUAACGCCCGGCGCGCUUGUCCCUGCGAUCCCGUUUCUCGAGACGCUCUGCGUGAGAUGGCUGCUGCACGACGCGUGGCAGCUCGCCAUUGGCCAGCAGCGGCUUCAGCUCGGCGGUGGCGUUGGCGCAGCGGAGAAUGCGGGCAGCUAUUUUAGCGAGGCGGAGCCCAUCCGCCCAGUCAUUGCGCGCAUCAAGGAGCAGAUCGCUGCAGCGAAGCGCCGCCAGCACCAGCACCAGCACCAGCAGCAGCAGCAGCAGCAGCAGCAGCAGCAGCAGCACCAAGGAGCGGAUGGGUACUGGUCCGAGGGCAAGCAAGAGGAGCAGGAGGAGGAGGAGCGGGAGGAGGAGCGGCGUGGGCUGUCCGGCGCGAGUUUCUUUCUCUUGGGAGCGGGGUGCGGUGGCGAGGAGGCAGAGAGCGGCGAGUGGCAGCGGGUGGUGGCGGCAGCGGUGGCGGGUGAGGUGCAUGCUGCUGUGAUCGAGGUCGACUCCACGCUGCUCUGCUCGCUCUCGGAAUUGCUGCUCCACGCACCACCCGACCUCUCAACCACCAGCACCAAUACCAGCAGCACCACCAAUAACAGCACCAACACCAGCAGCAGCACCACAGCGACCACUGGAAUCUCACGGGCCGUUUCGCCAACAUCAGCUACAACAGCCACUGAAGCCAGGGAAGCAAUAGAUGCAGCGGCAACCAGCUCGACCACGUCGUUCGACUCGCCCCCCUCCUCCGCGUCCACCUCCCCGUUCCUCUCCGCGUGCCCCUCAUCCCCCGCCUCCGUCCCAACCUCCAUUUCGCCUCCUCCGCUCCAUCUGUCGUCUCCAAACGACGCACCAGGGCUGCGCGCGUCAGUGGGAGAAGCCUGGCGCCGUGGCACCACCAGCGGCAGCAGCAGCCGGAGCAGCAGCAGCAGUGGCAGACGGAGAGGCGGCAGCAGCAGCAGCAGCAGUGGAAGCGGGAGCAGCAGCAGUGCGAGCGGGGGAAUGAGGGCGGUGGUGGCGUGGGCGGUGCCGGAGCUGCUGUGUGUGCCAUGGGUGCACGCCGUGCUGCGCGCCAUAGACAGAGCCAGGGCCGGCAGACACCUGCUGCUCGCACGCAUGCUGCUCGCCAUGUGCCGCCAGGUGGCGGAGCAGCGCCCCGUGGUUCUGUUCCUCCCGCAGGCCCACCUUCUCUCACACGCCCACUCCGAGUUCCUCCUUGCGCUCCACAUCGCCUCCCAAGAAAUGACCACGUCGUCCCCGUGGCCCGUCUUCCUACUUGCCACAACACCCAUGCCACUCCACGGGCCGUCACUCACCCACCACCACCACCACCACCACCACCACCACCACCACCACCACCGCGAGCAGCAGCGCCAGGCAGAGGACGGUCAGGUGUCUCUGUGGGCCGCCCUGGCGUCUCUGCUUCCCCACGUGCCUCUGCUAGCACGGCACGCACUCAAGGGCGCAUCACCGGGCCAAUCGGCGCACAGCACAGGUGUCCUUUCGCCCACCGUCUCUCACCUGCUCUCCUCUCUCCUCCGAGUGUGCAUCCGCCUCUUCUUCCUCCCCCUCCUCUCUCUCAUUCGCCUCGCGAAGUCGGUCAAGCUCCUCCCAUCUACACCUCCCCAGCCCGCUGUGCUCUUUCCGCCAGCCAAUGUGCUGUCUGUGGACGUGCCUCUGCUAUUCGACCCCUUGGGGCAGGAGAGGGCUGUGCUCAAAGAGAGGGAUGAGGAAGAGGAGGGAGGGAAGCUGGGAAAGAAGAGGGGGGAAGACGACAGAACUGCGGUGAGGGAAGAGGAAGCGGAGAGAAACAGAGGAAAACAGAGAGAUGAAGUGAAGGGAAUGAGGGAAGGAUCUGUGGAUCCACCAGAGGUAUUGGCGCUGCGUAUGGCAUGGGAGGGGCAGGUGAGGGAGCUCCAGGGCAGGCUACAGGAGGUGCAGGCACAGCUGCUGGCGCUGGAAGGGCAACUGCAGCUGGAGCAGACAUGGCGGGAGGACCUGGUGCGCAGGGGCGAGAUGUGGGAGCAGACGGCCGAGAGGGAGGCGAGGCGGAGAGAGGAGGCUGAGGGCAGGGAGAGGGAGGUGAGGGGGGAGAUGGAAGGGGAGAGGGAGAGGAGGAGGGCGGCGGAGGGGAAGGUAAAUUGGUUGAGUGAGGAAGUGAGGAGGAUGGAGGGGAGUUUGGAGAGGGCGGAGAGGGAGGUGAGGAGGGUGAUGGAGGAGGGGAGAGAGAAGGAGGUGGAGUUGAGGGAGGUGAGGGAGGAGGUGAGAGUGUGGAGGGAAAGGGAGGGUGAGUGGAGGAGAGCGAGGGAGGAGGAGGCACGGAAGUUACAGGAGGAGAUAGCGGUGAAGGAAAGGCAGAGAGAGGAGGAAGAGCGCGAGGCAGGGAGGAGAGAGAAGGACCUGGAGAGCAGGGUUAGGGAUGCAGAGAGAGAAGCAAGGGAGAUGAGAAGCCGGGUGCAAGAGGAAGAGCAGAGGAGGGAGGAGGGGUUGCAGGAGAGAGCGGUUCUGGGCGAAAAAUUGAGGGAAGCAGAAGAGAAGGCGAAGCAAGUGGAAGUGCUGACAGCACGGUUGAGUGAAGCAGAGGCGCAGGGGGCGGAGGUGGAGGCGUUGAGAGAGGGACUGCGGGCAGCAGAGGCACGGGUAGGGGAGAUGGAAGUAGUUGUGAGAGAGAGUGGAGAGAGAGUGAGGGAGGCAGAGAGGGUGAGUACGGAGAAAGGGGAGGAGUUGGAGGAAAGCCUGGCUGCUGCUGUGGCCAGAGUGGGGGAGUUGGAAGCGGAGGUCCAGGUGAGUGGGGAGAGAGUGAGGGAGGCCGAGAGGGCGAAUACAGAGAGGGGGAAGGAGUUGGAUCAUCUAGAGGAAAGCCUGUCUGCUGCUAUGUCAAGAGUGGGGGAGUUGGAAGGGGAGGUCCAGGUGAGUGGGGGGAGGGUGAGAGAGAGGGAUGGGAAGGUGAAGGCACUUGAAGAGAUGGUGAGAGAGUGUGAGGGACGAGUGAGAGAGAGGGAGGAGAGGUUGAAACUCGCAGAGGGGGCGUUGGAAGUGGUAAAGGGGGAGUUGGAAGUGGUGGAGAGGAGGAGGAGGGAGGUGGAAGAGCAGUUGAGGGAGCUGGAAGAAAUGAGAGAGGAAGCAUGGGUGCGAGAGGAGGAGUGGAGGAAGAAAGAGGAGGGGUGGCUUGGGGAAAAGAAGAAGUGGAAGGGGAGAGAGGAUGAGUGGAGGGGAUUUGAGGCAGGGUGGAGGAAGAAAGAGGAAGAGCUGCGUUUGGUGGUGGAAGAAGAACGGGGGGUGGUGGAUAAGCUGAAGAGGAGAGAGCGAGAGGUGCAGCUGCAGAGGGCGACAUGGGAGGAGGGGCAGAGGGAGAGGGAGAGAGAGGAAGAGGCUCGCUGGCAAGCUGAGGUGGGCAGGAGGGAGGAGGCUGAGAGGCAGGUGGCUGGGCUGAAGGCACGGGUGCAGGAGGAAGCAGAGAGAGUGAGAAACGCGGUGGUGGACGCAGAAGGGGGGAGAACGAGACUGUUAGAGGUGGAAGAGAUGGUGAGGGAUGCAGAGAAGAGGGUGGCCGAGGCAGUAGAGAGGGGUGAGAGGAUGGAGAGGAAAGUGAGGGAGAUGCAGGAGAGGAGGGAGGAGGUGGAGGGGGAAUUGGAGGGGCUGAGGAGGAUGGUGUGGUGGGUGAUGGUGAGUGUGGGGGUGGCAGUGGGGGAAGGUGAGCUGCAGAGCGGGGGCGGCCUACAGGAAGGGUUGGAGCAGAUGGCAUGGCGGUGGAAGGAGGAGGUGCGGACGAGGAGGGCGGAGGUGGUUGAAGUGCAGCGGGCGCGUGAGGAGGAGAGGAGUGUGAUGCAGGAGGAGGGAGAGAAGAGGGCCAAGGCGUGGCGGGAGGAGGAGGCAGCGUGCAAGCGAGAGGUGAGGGAGCUGCAGGCGAAGGUGGAGGAGAUGGGCGAGAUGGUGGGAGUGAUGAGGAGAGAUGUGGAGGAGGCUAGGCGGGUGGCCGAGGGGGAGAAGGGGAGGAGAGAGGCGGUGGAGGCCCAGGCGCGGGUACUACUGGAGAAGGUGGAACUGAUGAGGCAGAGGCGGGCGGCAGGGAAGAAAAGGCAACAAGAGGGGAAGGCUGCAUCUGGGGAAGGGGCAGUGGGAGAAGCCAGUGGGGUUGAGGAUUCACCCGGGAAAGGUGGAGGGGGUGGGGGAGGGGGCAAGAGGCGGUGGCGGGAGGAGGUGGCGGUGCUGCUGGGGCGAGUGGAGCAGGUGGCGCGGGAGAGGGAGGAGGCGGAGCGGGCGUGGGUGGGGCGCAUGGCGGCAGUGGAGCUGCGCAACGUGGUCAUGGGUGAGGAGCUGGCCGCCGUGCAGCGCGAAAGAGACGCCCUGCUUAACACCCUCAUGAGCUCCGCUGGUGCUGCUCCUGGUGGGGGUGCUGGUGGUGUUUCGCGCGGUGCAUCUCCGGGCGUCCUGCGUCCAGCAUCCUCCUCCUCCUCGUCUGCGCUCUCCGUAUUGCCUUCUCCCAUCCGCGCCCCUGCCUUCUCCCGUGUGCUGCCAGCUCGACUGUUUUACGCUGACGAUGGGUCGCUUGUGUACACAGAUGCUGCAGACUCCCCUGCUGCCCCUGUUGCUGCUACUGCUAGUGCUGCUGGUGGCAGUGGUGAGGGGGCUGCGAGUGGAGAGGGGGAUGGGGGUAUGCUUGGAGUGAGUCGUAUGCUUGGAGUGAGUCGCAGCAUGAGCAGUGGGGCGUGGAGAGGGAGGAGAGGGGGGGUUGCAUCCGCAUCAUCAUCACCAGCACCAGCACCAGCAGCAGCACCAGAUGGGCUUGGGGCGCGGUGGAGCAGCCUAGCCACGGUCUGGCCCUUGGAGUGAUUGCAGGGUGUCAGAGAGAGCUCUAGUACUGGGAUAGAAGAUGCUGGCACUGAGCAGGUGGUGUUUCAGGUAUUGGCCCCUGCAACUCGUGUACCUGUCCAUGCGCCUCACCUGCUUCCUCUCCUCCAUGUGCCUCACCUGGCAUCUACUGUAAGACAUGCAGUUUGUCACACGAGUCGAUGCAUUGCAAACGGCCACCUUCCUUUGAGGAGAGAGUAUCCAACCAGGGUGCGGUUGUCAACUUAUACAUAUUAUCUAUGUAGAAGUUAUAGGCUAGACUGAGGUAUGCUUCUAGUGAGUACAACCAACUAGUAUUUGUUCUAG
Molecule: messenger RNA, 8694 nt
Organism: Closterium sp. NIES-67
Lineage: Eukaryota; Viridiplantae; Streptophyta; Zygnematophyceae; Desmidiales; Closteriaceae
Source: the annotation of a GenBank genome assembly